GAAUAGAGGAUUUCAAUAGUGAUGAUGCUCACUCCGACUCUUCGAACGAGUCGAAUCAUUCUCAGGAAGAUUGUCAAAAAGGCGGGCGCGGAGCAACACGAUUGCCACAUUUAAUGCUUCAACAAAGCGGGAAGAAGAAGAAAAUAUCAUUUGAUUGUAAUAUGCUGCCAGAUGGACCAACCACAGAAAUCACCACCGAAUUCAUUAGUUGUGUUAGCCUUUUAGCUCGGAGCAAAGCCAGCAUUUUAGCUGAAAAUUGGAAAGAUGGGGUGCCCGACAAGAUUAAAGAGCAAAUCUGGCAGACUCUAGAGGUAUGA
Molecule: messenger RNA, 317 nt
Organism: Striga hermonthica
Lineage: Eukaryota; Viridiplantae; Streptophyta; Magnoliopsida; Lamiales; Orobanchaceae
Source: the annotation of a GenBank genome assembly